Physcomitrium patens is the source of this 1227-nucleotide messenger RNA. Its product is annotated as 26S proteasome non-ATPase regulatory subunit 8 homolog A. The record is from RefSeq and is a predicted model, not a curated record. Gene Ontology annotation, cellular component: cytosol; proteasome regulatory particle, lid subcomplex; nucleus. NCBI's taxonomy places the organism in Eukaryota, Viridiplantae, Streptophyta, Bryopsida, Funariales, Funariaceae. Gene Ontology annotation, biological process: proteasome-mediated ubiquitin-dependent protein catabolic process.
CGCUGCUGAUCCCCGCUUACUGUGUUGGUUUUCCUGGUGUUUCUGAUCAAUUCUCGUUUUGUUGGUGUCGAGUUCCAUCAAUUCCUCGACACUUUUGAUUGUUACGAGUUCUAAGUCGGAAUCUUCUUAUUCUUCCUUACAUUUCGAGCUGUUUGGUCAGGUUUUUCUCGCUUUCAAAUGGAGGGAAAGCUUGCGGAAAUCACCCUAUUGUUUCAGAAGUUUAAGGCUGCCUACGGAAAGAACGAUGUGGAUACCAGUGACAACAUUCUUUCUCAACUCAAGGUGAAGUUGACGGAGUUGCCUGGUCUUCCGCCUCUGUUCAAAUCGUCUCCAACAGCUGUGCAAGAGCUCCUUCUCGCAAGAGAUAUUUUUGAACAUGCUGUCGUUCUGAGUGUGAAAAUGGAGGAUCAGGAUGCAUUCGAGCGUCAUUUUCUUCAACUGAAGUCGUAUUACACCGAUACUAGGGGUUUGAUUCCUCCAUCAGAACAAGAGUAUCCUAUUUUAGGUCUUAACUUGCUCCGGCUAUUAGUUCAGAACAGAAUCGCGGAGUUUCAUACAGAGCUAGAGCUUCUACCAUAUGCAGCUCACGAUCAUAUUUGCAUAAAGCAUGCUUUCGAGCUGGAGCAGUCUUUCAUGGAGGGUGCUUACAAUCGUGUGCUGAGUGCACGUCAAGCUGUUCCACAUGAAACUUACGUGUACUUUAUGGACCUUCUUGCUAAGACUGUCAGAGAUGAAAUCGCAGGCUGUAGUGAGAAGGCGUAUGAUUCUUUGUCAUUGGCGGAUGCAAAGAAGAUCCUGAUGUUUGCAUCUGAUCGAGACUUGCAGGCAUAUGUACUGGAUGAUCAUCCUGAUUGGGAGAUUCGUGGCACCAGGGUGUACUUUCAAAAAGCCAAGGAACUUGCACCAUGCAAAGAGAUUCCUUCUCUUCAGCUGAUCAAUCAAACUCUAGGUUAUGCUAGAGAGUUAGAGCGUAUUGUAUAGAAUCAGGCUUACUGCCGCUCAAGUCUCUUAUAAACUUCCUUCUUUUCACCCAAAAGAAAAUUUCGAUGAGGUGACAGUUGCAUGCAUUUAUACGCUAAGUAUGAUUUAUACGUGCAGUAUGUUGUACUCGAAUGCAUGGCGCGUUAGUUGAUAGUUAACGUUUCUGAAUGUGAUAAUCUUCUCCACAGAAAAGUUAACCUCUACCUAGGCACAUCUUAUUCACUUCGAAGGAUUCUGCGCUCGAGA